AUGAAGACUGCGGCGCUAUCUAUUGAACAUACACUAUAUUACCAGCUCAGGAAUGAUGGGCGCAACGCCGUGGAGAUUAGUCUUGAGGAUGGGGCCGAGCUAACACACAUGGGAGAAACCCCUGACGAUGUGCUUGUUCUACUGAAAAAGAUCAAUGCACAUGCCUCCACGGCUCAGGGCUCUCAUCUUACAAUUCAAGUUCGUGGACAGACCCCUUCUGGUGCACACACUAAGACUCCGUUGCAUCUGCCACCGUUAGUCACCAUUGGAGUCAUGAAGCUGCCUGACUCAUUACUGCUUGGUGAGUUCAACUACUUUAACGUUUUCAUGAAUAAUCCCCGUACCGCCAAUGACCUAUCUGAUAGUCAAGUUCUCUGUGCUAUAGACUCCCCAGGAAUCUUCUGGGACGUCAUUCAAGAUAAAAUAAAGCAACUAGACAUGCUUAGAUUCUUUGACACUGACGUUGUUACUCUGUUAGCAACGUAUAGUGCUCAAGAGCUCUCUUUCUCACUGGCUAUCAACGGAGUCGUCAAGCCUUUGUUUUGUAAUUAUCGCUUAACAUCUCCACAGGCACAGGGGCAUGUCAGCCCUUUCUUUUUUAUCCAAUUCAAUAAUAUCAGCCUUAAAGUCGUUGGCAAUAUAGCUAGUGUACAGGCCAGCCUUCCAAAUCCGAAAAAGACGUUUAGUCCUUUUUCUCACUAUCUCCAAAAUAAUUUUACUUCCAAUCUUAUCACUCCCCUGCUUUCCAAGAUUGAACCACCACUUAACGAGCCGCCUGGUCUCUGUGCACCCACGCCCCCACUACCUGGUGUGUCAGCCACUGCUACCAUAGCUUUUUCUACCACUCCACAGCAGCCACAACAGGUCGUGCUCUCUUCGGAGAAGAUUAUGUACAAACACACUGCUAGCAAGCCUUCUCCAAAGCCAGCUGUGCUACCUUUCAAACCCACAACUUCUACUGUGGAACAGCACAUGCAAUUCGUGCAGUCUGCGCCGCCUGUUUGGGAUAAACUUACUGGAGUUAGAAAGCCCGUUGAACUGUCGAACAUUUAUGGUUUCGGUAAGCAGAUGGGCAACCAUACGGUGUGCGCUGAUGAAUCGACUAUUUAUGUAGAAGUAGACUUGGGAGCUCUUAAUGUUUCAGCAAACCAGAAGCCAAUCCAGCAAUAUAACUUUUCAACUACAGCCACUGAGUCAUCACUGGAAAACUUAGAUGCAUCACAGUUUUCUCUUGCUGUCUUCUCGCUUGUUAAGACCUUGGGAUCUCUAUCUUCCAUGGUGAUCAAUACACGCUCUUCGGACCUUAUCAAGCCUAAUGUGAGACUAAUAUGUGUCCACAAAGAAGUUCUCAAGGCAUUACCUUUAUGUGCAUUGUUUCCCAUUUUCUUGUCUUCUAACGUCAUUGAACCCGAGAUACCAUCUAUUAGGUCCUCUGGACUUUAUGAUUUCUUAGUAAGUGAAAACGGCGUGGAAAUGCAGUCGCACCGCGACGGCACUCUCAUUAAGAUUGACAGGUUUAUACUCAGAACUUUUGACAAUCUUUCUCAAUUCUUUGACAAGGAUUUCUAUGAGAAAAUGGUAUCGUUGGAAAGCAACCUAAUCAGUGAUCGACCUCCCCUUGAUCUUCAGAUUAGUUCGUAUGUCCUCUGUAUCUCUAUCAACACUGCGUGCAUUAGCGUUCUCCAGCACACAGAUGAGCGCCGUACAAAAGUACUCGCGUCGAUGAGUAAUGCACAAGUUCAGAGCUGGUUUUCGUUGUCUCAGCUAUCUACACCACUCGCUUGGCACAGAGUAGCUGAAGUUAUGUACAGGCAAAUGCCUGACAAUGCCUCCUAUUCCAAUGGCUUCCGGUUUCUUCGAAACACUCUGGGAUUUAUGGGCUUUAUCGACUUGUCCUACAGAAUUGCCACUAUAGACACUGAGGGCGUUGCAAUAACAACCCCUAUUCCCCUGGCCGAUCCUCGACUCACCACAACCGAUACCUUGGAGACCCCCGUAUCCAUCUGUGGAGUAUCCAUGCCCAAGGGAUGCACUCUUCAACUGGUGACGUACGACAUUUCAAGGGAUAGAAAGCUGGGAGGACAUAAAAACAUUUCACAGGACUACUUCCUUAAUCCGCCGGGAAAAUCAUCGUAUCUGGAUUAUUCUACCUUUAAUCGUGGGGUAUACCAAAGCGAAGCGAUAAAAACUUAUGAAUUUCUAUAUGAAAACGUUUUUGCUAAGAAAGGCGACAAGCGAGCCGCUGACAACAAGGCACAUGCUAUGGACACUGCCCUCAAACACACCCUAAGUGAGCUUUUGUCGUUGCUUGACACACACCAUGACCUACUAGAUGCUGCAGCUUCCCAUUUAAGCAGUCCAGACUAUCUUUAUGAUGUCUUCAUAAGCAGAGAGCUGGAUAGGGUCCAGUCUCCGGUCAGAUCUUCUGUCAUUAGGCACGCAUGUUCAUUUCAUACUGAUAUUAGAAGGAUUGAUGCCUCGAUUGAUAGUGUGAAAAACUCUAUAGACAUAUGGAACAAGCUUAAAUCCAUAGUGGAGGCAGGCCUUCCUUUUUGGAUCUUCUUCGACGAAAUAACCAACGUGACGAGAAGCCAAUCUGAAGCGCACGAACAGGAUUUUGUAGUGACGAACAAUUCCCCCUCUUUCAACGGCCGUGAAUUCAUAAUUGUUGCGCAUCGAGUGGGUGCCCGUAUCCUCUAUGUUUUAUAUGCUGAUGGAACUCCUGUGCAAACGGUCCUCACAGCUAAACCAAUCAAUGUCAUGUUGGCGUUCGACUCUCCCUGGGCCAUGAACUCCAAAUAUUAUCUCUGCAAAUCACCCGUAUAUUCGCCCAAUUAUUUGAGGUUGACAUCGUGGAAAGAGUGCUUCCAAAAGCCUAUUCCAUUCACUCCCUAUCUUCCCUCCCACUUAGAAAUGAUCCCGCUGACAUCGUCUCUAAAUUUGGAAAUGGGGUCUUCUAUGCUUAGCAACAGCAAUAGCAGCGCUGAGUCGUUGUCACUGUAUAACAACGUCGCCAACAAGAUGUCUCAUUGGGAAAGCCUACUAUUUGUGGGAUCGAACUCCCUUGUCACCCCUCAGACCACCAAUAUUUAUAUCUCUAUCUAUUCGCCGUACCACCCUGACGAUGACAAUCUGUCAAUUCUCCACCACUCACUGGUUAGACAGUAUGGCAGCAAGAGCCCCAGAGGCUCAUACGAGGAGGGGAACUACAUAAGCCUCGUAGCAUCUCAGUACCGUCAGCGUGUAUCUAGCCAUGUCGGUCUCCACAGCUUCAGCAAUAGAAGCUCUACGCGUAGACUUGACAUCGACACCACCAUGCUUAAUCUUAGCAAGAAAGACAUUGAGAAAGCGCCAAAGAACGACCAUGUUCUCAACAACAUCUCUAUGUAUCGGUUGGGAAAGGCUGCAAAGGCAGAGCUAUUGGCUAAUAUUACGAAUCAAUAUUACAUGGAUGGAUACAAGUUUGAUGGCGUAAACAAUCCGCUUCUAGAGGAUAAAUCCAUUGAAAGAUUGAAAAAGAGUAUCCAUGCACCGGAGAGUUACAGGUUUAGCUGGCAGGAUUUGAAGGCAUCUCUUGGGGGCCUUUAUGAAGAGCCCAUCCUUUUGUUUCUAUGCAUGGGGCAUUGUAUUGAUUAUACACACAUGUUCAACACAGAAGAACUGUUCUAUGGAGAAAAUGAUACGGAUACCAUUGUCUGGAACCUUCUACUAUUGAUAUUUGGCGGUGGAAACAUCUACAAGCCGUGUAUCCCGGUGGUCAAUUUUCUGAUAAAUGGUAUAAAUGAACGAGCAACCCGUCUACAGAGUCCAACCAAUCCAGAACUUUUAAUGAACGGAAACGUUGGACCCAUUAAGAGGCCAAUCAAUCCCAAAACCCUAUUGGAUAUAUCUUUUCCACCAAAUAUAUUGCGAGAUGAGUAUCGCUCUUUCUAUAACUAUGACAAGCUGUGUUAUGCAUAUGCAAGUAAUGCGUUUGAAGCGUACCACUUUGGGGAGAGCCUAAGGUCUGUUGAAACUAGCCAAGACACGAGGAUAACGUCCACUGUUUCUCUUGCUCCUACGUGCAAUCCUCCUGCGUCUGUCUAUGUUCGGUUUGAGUAUAUCUAUGUCCCUAGAAUAUCUACUGGUUCCAUUGAUGAAAUACUGCUCCACGAGAGUGAGAGAGUCAACAAGGUGAUAGACGACCUUCACAACGUUGCAAGUGGACAGGAUGACAACUGCGAGGCUUCUUUCCCCCAAUUUGAACUGGUCAAUACCGCGACAUCGAAGCCAUUAUAUGCAUCUUUUCAGCGAACCAAUGUCACCACAGUGGUACCAUAUGCAGCCUCAAAAAGCAACAGGUCCACAAUGCAGCUGUCCAACAAGCCAACGACUUCAUUUGUCCCAAGCGUCGAUGGCAAUAGCAACAAGGAUAUUAACAGAGAGAUGAACAUGUACACGGUUUCCAACAAUGGAUACGCCGUUGACGCUACAAACCUGGACAUCUGUGUGCUUCUCAGUGAGAUGCUUCCAAACAGGCCUCUCUAUUCUCAUUGCUUAAAAGUAGUUGUGCGAUUCCAAGGAAAGUAUGGUCGCUUUAUGAUCGACAGAUAUAGCUCUACAUUUUCGUGCGCACGAUUCACUGGAGAUGAUCGCACAAAAAAGAAGUACAUGGAAAUGCACGGCGAAAUGCGGGUGACCAUCAUCCUGGAUUACAAGCAGAUGUUCAUCUUUAUGUUUCUGCAGGACCUUCUCUCAAACAGCCAGACAAAUGCCCAACGUGUGCCGUGGAAAAUCAACUGGCCUGUUCGCUUCAUGGUUCUUCUUCAUCACGCUUCUGCAGAGAUCACUACCUUGGAAAACUGA
Giardia duodenalis is the source of this 4845-nucleotide messenger RNA. RefSeq lists its product as uncharacterized. The transcript has a single exon. The record is from RefSeq and is a predicted model, not a curated record. NCBI's taxonomy places the organism in Eukaryota, Fornicata, Diplomonadida, Hexamitidae. The coding region runs from base 1 to 4845 and encodes 1614 amino acids.